CCCCCCCACCCGGCACGGGCACGGCGAAACACCCCAGAAAUCCCACCCGUCUCCACCCAGAUAAUCGCGAGAGAUAUUUCGUCCCGGACGCGUCCGCCCCGACGACCGACCGACGAACAGCGCAAAAGUAGGAGGGAGAGGAUGAGCACCAUGGCGAUGUCGGCGCUGAACCCGGACGCGCCCAUGUUCAUCCCGGCGGCGUUCAAGAAGGUGGAGGACUACUCGCCCGAGUGGUGGGAGCUCGUCAAGACCACCGCCUGGUUCCGCGACCACUGGUUCCGCCAGCACCAGCUCUACGAGGACCUCGCCGACAACGUGGACGUGGACGACGUCGCCGCCCUCCUCCCCGACGACUCCGUUGACCUGCUCGACGCCGACGACCUCUUCUACUCCCCGCCGUCGCCCCAGCCCCAGCCCGACUUCUACCACUACAAACCAGCAGGGUUCGGCGGCGACAUGGACGCGGUGUUCAAGACGCUGAGCCUGAACUCGCCGAGGGGCGGCGGCCCCGCAGCAGCCUGGGCGCCGAUGAGGCACGCCGAGAAGCCAGCGCAGCACGUCAGCCCCAGGGCCGGCGGUGCCGCCCGCCGCGCCAUCCACCAGCCUCGCUAGAGCUAAACGAGUGCUGCUGCCGCCGCCGCUGCUGUGUAGUGUAACCUUGAGUUCAGUUCAGUCGGGUUCAGUCUAGUCUCUCCCUGCAUCUGUGUAUACAGCUGAAAAAUGAAGGGGAAAACAAACUGCAGGCCCCUGCUUGCUAGCUAGUGAUUUCCCUUCCCUUGUAGCUUCCCUCCCGUGUUCAGAAAUGGGUCAAGAACAAAAGCAAAAAAAACAAAAGAUCAUGUGUAAUCUAUGAUGAGAUGGUAAUCAGGUCCAACGCUAGACCUUUUCUCAA
Messenger RNA from Aegilops tauschii subsp. strangulata, 892 nucleotides. Its product is annotated as protein EARLY RESPONSIVE TO DEHYDRATION 15. NCBI's taxonomy places the organism in Eukaryota, Viridiplantae, Streptophyta, Magnoliopsida, Poales, Poaceae. The record is from RefSeq and is a predicted model, not a curated record.